This is a messenger RNA of Camelina sativa (false flax), 1121 nucleotides long. Its product is annotated as oil body-associated protein 2B. NCBI's taxonomy places the organism in Eukaryota, Viridiplantae, Streptophyta, Magnoliopsida, Brassicales, Brassicaceae. The record is from RefSeq and is a predicted model, not a curated record.
GGCACUAUUCUCUAAUGACAUGUCACACAUCAAAAUCAUUUCACGUCAUAUUUUUCUCAUGCAAACAUCACUCCUCUUUUAUAAGACCGAACCACACACAAACCAGCCAAAGCUAAAGGAGAAGAAAAAAGGGUUUCAGAACAAAAGGUGUAGUUACAGCUAAUGGCGUCGAGUGAUAAGAUUCCGGUGGCGUGUCCGGCUAGCAGCGGUGAUGGAAAGGAGCCAAUGGGAGAUCCGACCAAGACGACCACCACGAUUCUCGACAAAGGAACGGCUAUGAUGCAAUCAAUGAAACCGAUCAGGCAAAUGAGUCUCCACGUGUGUUCAUUCGCUUGCUAUAGCCACGAUCCUGGCCGUCAUAUGGAAGUUCAUAUUUACGGCCACCGUGUAAACCAGGACUUCCUACAGUGUGCUGUCUACGAUUCCAACUCCGCUAAGGCUCAUCUCAUCGGGAUCGAAUAUAUAGUGUCGGAGAAGUUAUUCGAAAGUCUCUCACCGGAGGAACAGAAGCUCUGGCACUCGCAUGACUACGAGAUCCAAAUGGCUCUUCUAGUAACUCCAAGGGUCCCGGAGAUGGUUGCAAAGCCGGAGCUUAAAAAUCUUGCCAAAUCAUACGGAAAAUUUUGGUGUACAUGGCAGAUUGACCGAGGGGAUAGAUUACCACUAGGAGUACCAUCACUAAUGGUGUCGCCACAAGAUGUGAAUCUUGGGAGAAUAAAACCGGAGAUGGUGAAAAAGAGAGAUGAAGAACAUGGAAUCUCGACGGAAGCGUUGAAGCCGUCGAGAGAUGGGAUCUCUGGACCGGAGAAGAAGAAUCUGGUUGCUGAUUAUUGGGUUCGGUUCAGAAAAGGCUUUGCGCUUGAUGUCGUUGAGACAGAUAUGAAGAGAACAGCUCCCUUUCCGUGACCUUUUUUAUGCGUGCAUGUUUUUUUAUGAAAUCUCCGACACUAUACAAGUUCGUAAACUCAUACUACAUGCCAUAACAGUAGAUACAAGUUUGUAUGCUUUAUAUUGCUCUUUAUAUAGGUCUUGUACCUAACAACGUACAAUCCAAAAUAAGACUAUAUAAAAUACUGAUUGUAGCGUUGAUUUUUGCGAGUGAACGUGCCAUAAUUAAUAGA